AUGGAGUUCGUUAACGCCAAAAUUCGCGCUGUAUUAAAGUUUUUCUUCGUAAAAGGUGAAUCCGCUAGAGAAAGAUUCCGUGAGAUUAAUGGUGUUUUAGGGGAUGCUACUCUAUCACUUCGAAUCGCGGAAGAAUGGUUUCGACUAUUCAGUGCCGGUGAAAACGACACCAUGGAUAAGCCAGCCGGCGGAAGAGCUGUGACGACAAAUACCGAUCAAAUUAUGGAAAACAUCGAGCUAGACCGGCAUGUGACAUCUCGUGAUAUCGCUGAGGAGAUAGGAGUUAAUCCCAGAUCAAGGCUGGACACAAAAAAGCUAGAUGUUUGGGUGCCGCAUGAUUUGACGCAAAAAAACCUUUUGGACAGAAUCAAGGCCUGCGAUAUGCUUCUGAAACGGAAUGAACUCGACCCCUUUUGGAGGCGGAUGGUGACUGGCGGCGAAAAAUGGAUCACAUACGACAACAUCAAGAGAAAACGGUCGUGGUUGAAGGCCGGUGCCAAAACAGUGGCCAAGUCGGUUUUGACGGCCAGGAAAGUUUUACUCUGUAUUUGGUGGGAUUGGAAGGGAAUCACACACUAUGAGCUGCUCCCAUAUGGCCUGACACUUAAUUCUACCAUAUACUGCGAACAACUGGACCGCUUGAAGCUGCCGAUCGACCAGAAGCGACCAGAAUUGGCCAACAGAAAGAGUGUAGUGCUUCACCUGGAAAACGCCAGACCACUUUGA
Drosophila rhopaloa is the source of this 726-nucleotide messenger RNA. Its product is annotated as histone-lysine N-methyltransferase SETMAR-like. Gene Ontology annotation, molecular function: nucleic acid binding. The record is from RefSeq and is a predicted model, not a curated record. NCBI's taxonomy places the organism in Eukaryota, Metazoa, Arthropoda, Insecta, Diptera, Drosophilidae. The coding region runs from base 1 to 726 and encodes 241 amino acids. The transcript is spliced from 2 exons.